This is a messenger RNA of Aphidius gifuensis, 880 nucleotides long. RefSeq lists its product as uncharacterized. Gene Ontology annotation, cellular component: extracellular matrix. Bases 91 to 720 code for a protein of 209 amino acids. NCBI's taxonomy places the organism in Eukaryota, Metazoa, Arthropoda, Insecta, Hymenoptera, Braconidae. The record is from RefSeq and is a predicted model, not a curated record. The transcript has 3 exons.
UUUUAGUUUGUGUAGUUGGUAUAAAAACGAAAGAUUCACGCAUGAAAGUUGCAGUUUCUACUCGACCACCUCAAUAAUAAAACUAUAAAGAUGAUUCUCAAGUUGAUAUACACAACAACGUUGGUGCUGGUGUUGACAAAUUUAUCAUCAUCUGGAAUAGUGACUUAUCAGCCAUCUCAAGAGGAUAAUUAUCAUGACAGUCAUCAUGCAUCAGUGGCAAGUUCUUUUAUGAAUUUUCAUGGACCAGUUGAGGGACCUCAAUACGAAGUGAAAGUACCAUAUGUAAUUCCACAUCACAAUGAACAUAAUGGUCUACAUAGCCAAGAAGAGGAUGAUGAACAUCCAACUCAUGGAUAUACAUUAGAUUAUUUUGGUCAUCCAAAAUAUGAAUUUUCCUAUGGCGUUGAGGAUCAUCAUACUGGUGAUUUUCAUCAACAAAAAGAAAUACGAGAUGGUGAUAGUGUUGCAGGAUCAUACAGUGUCAAAGAACCAGGUGGUACUAUUCGAACAGUAACAUACAAAGCUGAUAAAGAUGGCUUUCAUGCUGUUGUUCAUACAUCAGGAAAAAAUGAUCAUUCUGGUGCAACAUAUACGUCACAUAAUCAAGCACCAAUUCAUCAACAUCAAUCAGAAUUAAAACUUCAAGAUAAUGAAGAACAACAAGAAGAACAACAACAAGAAAAUCAUUAUCAAUAUUCAACUCAUGAAGAAUAUGAGUAAAAGUAACUUAGUAUAAGAUUAAAAAAUAAUUUAAUUACCUGCCAAUUUUUCUGUACCUGGAUGUUACAGCAUUUUAAUUGUUUAUAGUUUUUAUUGAUUGUGCCUGCAGCUAAUUUUUUUUACAUCAUUCAUUAUUUUAUGUACCAAAGUAUCCUCCUAU